GGAAUAUAGAAAGAGUUAACAAUUAAUGAUGUGAUCACAUUUCAGAUAAAAACUGCUUUCAAAUACUUGUACAAUUUUAGAGGCGACCGAAUAAUGGAAUGUUUUUAUUUUUAAUUUGUUUUAAGUAGUAUUAUGUCAGAUAUUUCAAUGUACAAUGAUUUGCGUUCUUAUUUUUCUUUUACAUGAAGACUACAUUUACCUAUAGUAAGAAUAUGGUGACAAUAAAUAUUGCAAAAUCAUGUGGUCAAAUGAAUGAAACUUGUGUAAAUAGAUACAUUGCUUGGUAUAAUACAACAACGGAAGAAGAUUGUUGUAUUACUGACUUAUGCAAUGCAUCUAACAUUAAAUUGUCAAAGUCAAUAUUUUGUCUUUUCAUAUCUGGUUUAAUCAUCUUAUUAACUUGUUAAGUGUUAUAAUACUACUCACACAAAGUAUACUUUUAAAGGACACAUACUACCAAUGAACAACGGUCAAAGAUAAACAUAACUUUUUAAUAAAACAUUGGAAUCAAUUUGAUGAAGUAUUAUUCCGCUUGUUUACUUUAUUGUUGCUUUUUUCAUUAAUUUUUAAUGAGCUACAUUCAUUUUAUCAUCCACACACUAUUGUUUGCACACGAGUUACUUUGUAUUGAUUUUUUAUUUGCUUAAAUCUCACGAAUGUAGUAAGAUGACCUAUUGAUUAAUCCACCUGACCAUGAAUUAUGAGCUAAUUAUGAUGAGAAUUGUUUGUAAUAGGUGACCUACAGAUACAUAUUGUUUUUCAAAUAAAGAAGUCGAAUGCCAUUAUCUAUAAAGUUAUUUUGGCGAGAUUAUAAUUUGUAGACGAACCAAUCAGAUUAAAGAUAGCAGGUCUUAGAUUUUGGUGCGAGAUUCAUCCACUCCACCCAAAUACCAUUUCAGCAUUAUAGUUGAUGUCAGUUCGUGAUGAAAACAUUAAAUAUAAUUUCUAUCCCUAACGUUCAACUGUAAAUCCUAAUCAUAGUUCCUCGCACUAAUUUAUAGCCCUGGUAAGUAGAUGGACAUUUUCAAGGUCAUUUUAGCGUUGCUCAAAGGUCGUC
Molecule: messenger RNA, 1057 nt
Organism: Schistosoma spindalis
Lineage: Eukaryota; Metazoa; Platyhelminthes; Trematoda; Strigeidida; Schistosomatidae
Source: the annotation of a GenBank genome assembly